Messenger RNA from Brassica napus (rape), 3572 nucleotides. Its product is annotated as putative F-box protein At5g50220. Gene Ontology annotation, molecular function: protein binding. The record is from RefSeq and is a predicted model, not a curated record. NCBI's taxonomy places the organism in Eukaryota, Viridiplantae, Streptophyta, Magnoliopsida, Brassicales, Brassicaceae. The transcript has a single exon. Bases 1383 to 2555 code for a protein of 390 amino acids.
AGUUAUUUUGAUUAUUUUCUUUAUUAAAAUAUAUUUUUGUGACAAAAACUUAAAAAAAAACCUAUUUAAGAAAAUUACCCCUUCAAAUAUAAUAAUCAUCAAGAACGUAAACAACAGCUGGAAGCCUGGAAGGGCAGUUAUUUGUUCAUUUUGUUAAUGGCUUCAGUGAACAGACUGCAUUUCGUUUUAUUAUUUAGGUAAUAUUCAUGUUUCCUUGUAUCUAGUUUCAUGACUCUUGUAAUCUGAUCCUGAGAUGGAUAAAACAAAUGCUUGAUGUUCGAUUAUGCUUCAAGACUUGUUUUUCUUUCUUUCUUGGCGUACAUGCUGUUGGGACCAUGGUAGUUAAUAGUUAUUGAGGUAGGAACGAACGAUAUAUCAUGGCAAAAUGUUUCGAAAGAACGGCCGUUAAAAUCAUUUAGAAGGCGCCGAAGCGCUCGGCGGAAGCUUACCAUGAUGUACCGUAAUCGCGCAACCAAUCGGUUUCACUAAAUAAUUCAUUUUUUCCAUAGUUUUGAGCGCUUAAAAUGUAUUAAAGCCUAGGUUAAACUUAUUAAUUUGAUGCAAACCAAGAAAACUCACAAAUUUGAUGUGGUUUUCAAUAUUUUUUAAACCAGACCGAAAACUGAACCGAUAAUUAUUUAGAUCACAGUUCAAUAUGAUUCAAUCGGAUCAAAUCUGGUUCAAUAUAUUUCUAAUACAGAAAUUCAAAGUUAAAGUAUUUGGAUUAGGACAUGUCCGAACGGACGAGUUUUAAUUCAUAGAACUCAAAUUGCCAUAAAAAUAAAUUAUUUAAUAUCAUGUACCUUUAAAAUGAAAUAGCUUAAAUUUGUCUUUUGAUCUAUUUUGAUCAUAAUCUUGUGUAAAAUAUUUAAUGUAUUGUAAUUUUUGAAAAAGUUUCUAUAAUUUGGUGAUUUGUUUUAAUAUGCUAUGAAAAGACACAUUUUAUAUAAUUUAAACAUUCACUAAUUUUAUGAUAUCUUUUCAUAUAUAUUUGUGUAAGUAAAUAUAUAUUUGUCUAAUUUUAGAUAUUUUAACUUUAUUUCAUUUUUUUGUAAAUUUAAGCUAUUUGUGUGUGCUAUUUUUUUUUAAUAUAUACUCGAUAAAAUUGAAACAGAUUUUUGAUGAAUUUAUGGGUAACAGGCCUGACGGCGGAGCCGAAAAUAAAAACAGAAAACCUAAACAAAAGUUACAUUUUAAAAAUAAAAAUUUGAGUUCCCAGAAGUACAGGGUCGUCCCUGGGCCUUCUGCAUAGUUAUGGGCUUUUGAUAUAGUUUUGCUAUCCCCUUGUUAGAAAAGUUAGGUUUCCUUAUAACGCUACCACAAUAACCUCACAAUAUCCUUCACAUCGAAGCUGCUAGAUCUUCAUCUCCGUGAGACCGACCAUGGCUGGAAACAGUUCUGGCGUCAUCACUAUCCCUCUAGAUCUAGUGGUGGAUAUACUCGAGAAACUCCCUACCAAAUCUCUAGCGAGAUUUCGAUGUGUUUCGUAUCAAUGGGAAAGUAUUAUCAAUAACUACAUAGUCAUUGAUUCCAUCGUGACUCGGCGAUCAAAUCAACCACCACGUGAUCCCCACUUCUUCAUCGAGAAGCUUUUGAAUCAACCGCAGCGUGGUCUCCCCUUCCGUUCGUCCCCUAGACCGUCUUCCAUCUUAUCGUAUACCUACCUUUAUCACCAAGUCACAGACGAAGAGCAACUCUAUCACGAGGAGAUCAUCGGAAAAUACGAAGGCUAUCUCGAAGACUUUCAAUACGUACGUGGCUUGAUAGGGUUUUCGUGUUAUUCAGAUAAUGGUCAGUUCAGAAUAUACAACCCUACCACGACGCAGUCUCUUUCCUUGCCCGUUACGCGUCUACCAGGAUCCUUGUUCUACUUAUUCGGGUACGACACUUUCAAGAAUCAGUACAAAGUCUUGUGUCUAACACCGCGUCGACAGGAACAGUCUUGUAAGCUUUUCAUAUUGGGAGAUGUCUCAAACGAGUGGUGGGACAUCCAAUGCGGCGUUGGAGGCCACUUCCCUUUGGAACAAGCUGUUUGCAUCAACGGGACAAUCUAUUACAAAGCAAGGAAAAUAGACUGGACUCAUGUUUUGGUGAGUUUCGACGUUAGGCAUGAGGUAUUUAAUCAUGUUCAGACUCCGGAAAAUCUGUGGUUGUCUGGUGACCAUGGAGAUUCGACUCUUGUAAACUACCAGGGGAAGUUAGGGUGCGUAUGUCCAAAAAACUUCAGCCUGAACACGGUGGAUGUUGAUAUGUGGGUUAUGCAGGACGCUGAGAAGCAAGAGUGGUCGAAGGUUACAUUCUUAGACAUGCUUCAUGGUUUACCGAGUUUGAAUAUCAGAUUUGCGGGUGUCACUAAUCCUGGAGGCGAAAUCGUUCUAGUCCACAAAGAUUAUCUCAGUGAGUUGGCAAUAAAUGUGUAUUAUUAUGAUCCGAAAACAAGUGGUCUUAGAAGAGCUGAAAUCCAGACUACAACAUCGUUAUAUAGAGUAAGGCCUAGUGAAAAUGUUACAAUCAGGGCUGUGACGGAUCAUGUUGAGAACAUCAUGCGGCUGUAAUUCUCUGCUUUAGUUAUUAGUUUUGGAAUACUAAAUAAAAUGCCACUUAUUUAUUUUUGUGGUUAUUUAGUCAUGACUGAAACACAAGUUAUAUGUGUCACGUCUCAUUUUGUUUGAUUCUGGAGGAUAAUGAGUCAUUCAAGAUGUUGAUAUCAUCUGGAAGGGCCGUUGUUCGUCUUGCUUUCUCUCUUUUUUUUUUUUUUUAGUUUGUUAAUUGCUUUAGUGAUCAGACAGCAUUUCGCCUUUCUUUUGGUACUAUUGAUGUUUAUUUGUUUCUAAUUUCAUGAUUAUAGUAAUCUGAGAUGGAUAAAACCAAUACUUGAUGUUUGAUUAUGCUUCAGGACUUGUUUUUUUUUCUUGGCUUACAUCCGGUGGGGAAUUACCUAAGCCCAAGAGUUGCCUGCACAUGUUGGUACUGUUGUUGGACUAUGGUAGUUAUUGAGGUAGGAAGGAACUAUCUUAUCGUGUGUUAAUGCAUGUUUGGCAUUUUCAAAAUAGAGGGUAAACAAAUAAACCACCGAAAAGUGUCGCAAAAAUUGUUUGUUUCCCUUCAGAAAACUGUUUACGGAAAAAGAAGAUCAACUGGAAUAUCUGUUAAUAAAACUCGGGAAUUGAUUAUGCCAUAUGUCUGAAUCCGAAGUUGUUUGAUUUAGAUUUUGAGAGUAGGUUUGAUGAAUUUAGAUUAGAGCUUCUGAGUCAGUAAAAAUAAACGCCGAGGAGAGUGAAGUUGAAGUCACUGUUUCUUUGUCGUCUAAAUCAUGCAACUCUCAUUACUAGUGUUAACCACACCGGAGUGGUUUAAUGGUAGACGGACUUCGGUGAAAUCAGGUUCGAAUCAAUCCCAUGCGGAUAUAAGAUCAUGUUUAGGAACUUAUUUGAAAAUCUAAGAGAUGAAAUCCCUUGGCUCCACCUCCCUUUUGAAAUUAGAUUGGGCUUCUUAAUAAGCAUGGGAUACCUCCCAAAUUAAAAAAAAAAAGAAAAAAAAACUUGAAAACUAAAGUUGCAAGACAAAAAAAA